CGGAAAGCAGUAUUACAAAGGGCAUAUACUAACACAACUUAAUGGAUCAGUUAAAUUGCAAACUUUGCUAAGUGAACAAUAGCUUGAGUAUCUGACCUACUUGGGCCCAAUCAUUAAACUGGCUAGAUGAUUGAGCUUGAGAUUGGAAAUUUUUUUUUCACAAAAACCCAACUUAAUGCUAGAACGGCCCAAAUGAAGCCCAAUAAUAAAAAUUCGGAACUUUAUCUUUUGUUUUGGAAGAAAGAGAGAGAGAGAGUGGAAAAGAGGAUAACCCAAAAUGCCAACACUACAACUGACACCACUCUUACACUGCCGUUCAUCACUCCUUUCGCCGGAAAAUUCUCUUUUCCGGCACCGGGAAUUGAAGCUUCGAUGCUCCGAUCAACGCCAGGCGCUUUUUAGCCGCAUUGCUCCUGUUUACGAUAACUUGAAUGAUUUGUUGAGCUUGGGGCAGCAUCGUGUUUGGAAGCGCAUGGCCGUGUCUUGGAGCGGAGCAAAGAGGGGGGAUAGUGUGUUGGACAUAUGUUGCGGAAGUGGGGAUUUGGCGUUUCUUUUGUCCGAAAAAGUUGGCCUUGAUGGACAGGUGAUUGGCUUGGAUUUUUCAAGCAACCAAUUGUUAAUUGCUUCAUCGCGGCAGCAAGAAAGGUCCACUCUCUGCUACAGGAACAUAGAGUGGUUGGAAGGUGAUGCACUUAACUUACCAUUCAGUGACGCAAAUUUUGAUGCCAUUACUAUGGGAUACGGAUUGAGGAACGUAACAGAUAAAGAAAGAGCUGUCGAAGAGAUUUUUCGAGUUCUUAAACCAGGGUGUAAGGCUUCAAUCCUUGAUUUCAAUAAAAGCACGGAGCCUAUUACUGGUGUGAUCCAGGAAUGGAUGAUUGACAACAUUGUUGUUCCUGUUGCUACUAACUAUGGUCUGGCUGAGGAGUACAGAUACCUGAAAAGCUCAAUUCAGGAAUAUCUGACAGGAAAGGAAUUGGAGCUGCUUGCUCUUGCGGCUGGGUUUUCAGAUGCCAAAUUUUAUGAGAUUGCUGGCGGACUAAUGGGGAAUCUGGUGGUAACUCGAUAAGUGGGUCCUUGUCUAUUACAUCAUAGAUAUGGCAUUUUGAUGAAAUGGACAUACAUCAGUUAUGUGCAUUAUUCAAGUAGUGUAGUAUGAAUUACUAGCUUUGGUUUUACCUUGUCAUCUUUUUAUCUGUUUAAUUACAUACUGGAUAAUUUGUAAGUGUAAUGAGUCUAAUUAUUGGUUCAUAUGACUUCUUUGCUACUUGUCAAAUUGUCAUGAACCUGGAACUGAUUAACUGUGAAUAUGAUCUCUCAGUUA
Messenger RNA from Chenopodium quinoa (quinoa), 1324 nucleotides. RefSeq names its product 2-phytyl-1,4-beta-naphthoquinone methyltransferase, chloroplastic-like. Lineage: Eukaryota; Viridiplantae; Streptophyta; Magnoliopsida; Caryophyllales; Amaranthaceae. Bases 278 to 1069 code for a protein of 263 amino acids. Gene Ontology annotation, molecular function: 2-phytyl-1,4-naphthoquinone methyltransferase activity. Gene Ontology annotation, biological process: phylloquinone biosynthetic process. The transcript is spliced from 8 exons. The record is from RefSeq and is a predicted model, not a curated record.